AUGCGGACGAUUGGAAGUUCGUGUACGAGUCUAGGUCUUAGUUUGGGUUGGAGGGGAGAAUUUCGGUCUCUUAUAGGGUUCAGUUUCCACUGUCGCCUGGAGCACGAACCAUCCCAGAGAUCAACUGUUUAUGAAUUAGUAUCCCAUCACAGGUAUUGUUCACCUUACAGCUGGGCUGCUGGUGUUGUUGAUGGGAUGGCGAUUGUUAUGGUGGUGGUGGUUGUGGGGGCAUGUCUCGACCACAACUCAUACAUUGAAUCUUGGUGGAUUGCCAUCCUGCUGAGACGCAUGCCGUUCCCGAUCCAGGCUGAGAUAGGCAUAGUGAGAAGCAUACCUAUCGAGGUGGCAUAG
Neurospora tetrasperma FGSC 2508 is the source of this 351-nucleotide messenger RNA. RefSeq lists its product as uncharacterized. The record is from RefSeq and is a predicted model, not a curated record. NCBI's taxonomy places the organism in Eukaryota, Fungi, Ascomycota, Sordariomycetes, Sordariales, Sordariaceae. The coding region runs from base 1 to 351 and encodes 116 amino acids. The transcript has 4 exons.